This is a messenger RNA of Cucurbita pepo subsp. pepo (vegetable marrow), 2506 nucleotides long. RefSeq names its product GDSL esterase/lipase At2g04570. The record is from RefSeq and is a predicted model, not a curated record. NCBI's taxonomy places the organism in Eukaryota, Viridiplantae, Streptophyta, Magnoliopsida, Cucurbitales, Cucurbitaceae. Gene Ontology annotation, molecular function: hydrolase activity, acting on ester bonds.
AUAUAAAAUAUAAAUGAAUAUAUAGUAUAGUAUGUGGUAUAAAAGAGGGUGUAAUAAAGGAAGCCCAUCUCCACCUCCUUUUCUGUUCACAUCCGACACUCAUGAUAUUGUCGUUUUCAUGGGCGGUUCCAAUCCAACCACAUCAAUAAAUUAACCCCCCACAUUUCCUCUUUUGUUCAUUACGACGUGUCGUCUGAGCCUGAGGUAGUUGGGAAGAGAGUUAAAAUGUGCCUACUUCAUUAAAUCAUCCUUUUUUUGGGCCUCAUUUUCCUACAAUUUUUUUUUUUUUUUUUUUUUUUUUCUCUCUUUAUCAGUUUUAAUUUCAACGCUUUAAAAAAAAUGUUUUAAUUUAAUUACGUGUUGCAAUUAAUGUCACGAGCCAACUAAUUGACCAUAAAAAUUUAGGUAACAAAAUAAUUGUUUUUGACGAAAAAAACAGUGUUUGUAGCAUCAUUCUACAGUGUAUAUAAGAUCGUAGAACGUCCAUUUGACUAUUCAUUCAACCACAUCAAUAGUUGAAAUGUAAAGUUUGAAUCGAUGAAUCUUAUGAUUUAAAGUUAAUAAUGACUCACCCACUUUAGUACAACAAUAAAAAUUAUGAACAAGAAAAGAUUUUUUGUCCCUAAAAUUCGAGAUUGUCGUUUUUUUGGUCGGAGAUUUAAAAAAGGACACUUGAUUUAAGUUUACUAUUGUUGUCGUAGAGGCCCUUAACAUCAUGAGGUAAAGUAGGCACAUUUACUGGAAUGGUUAUCCUCGCAUAAUUCUCGACUAGAUUUUAGCUUUAAACUUUUCCGAACUUCCAAUGUUAACUAUUUAAAAACCCUAAUUUAUAAGCUGAACUUAUAGUGUAACUCGAGGAACCGAACGGAGCCGUGGUUAGGUUGAGUAUGGUAUCCAUUUAAUGUUUGUUAGCAAAAAAUUAAAACUUCCCCCAACAACUUCUCCACACUUAAUAGUUUGAGUUCAAUCUCUCAUUUAUUUCCCCUCCAAACCCAACAACAAUAUUUAUUCACCCCAUAGCUCUCUUCUUCUCUUUCAACAACACCCUGCUUUUUGAUCCACCAAAAAUCACAACCAAAGUUAUGACUCACAUGGCUUUCUUAUGUCUUCUUCUUAUUGUCUCCCUCCUCCUUUCUUCUCCGAGGACGAUAACCGAAGCAAAGGUCUCGGCGAUCAUUGUCUUCGGUGACUCAUCGGUUGAUGCUGGAAAUAACAACUUCAUUCCCACUAUUGCAAGAAGCAACUUCUUGCCGUAUGGUCGGGAUUUUGUUGGUGGGAAGGCAACCGGAAGAUUUUCCAAUGGGAGAAUUCCGACCGACUUCAUUUCUGAGGCUUUCGGGCUGAAGCCGACGGUGCCCGCUUACUUGGAUCCUGCUUAUAACAUCUCGGAUUUUGCCUCUGGUGUCACUUUUGCUUCUGCUGGAACGGGCUACGACAAUGCCACUUCUGACGUUUUGUCAGUGAUACCAUUAUGGAAGCAACUUGAGUACUACAAGGAGUAUCAAGCAAAGCUGAUAGCAUAUCAAGGCUCAGCCACAGCAAACGAAACAAUGAAAGAAGCUCUAUAUGUGAUGAGCUUGGGAACCAAUGAUUUCUUGGAGAAUUACUACACAAUGCCAGGCCGUUCAUCCCAAUACAACAUUCAACAGUACCAGGAUUUUCUCAUCGGAAUCGCGGGCGGGUUUAUUGAGAAGCUCCACGGCCUCGGCGCUCGGAAAAUCUCCCUCGGCGGGCUACCGCCGAUGGGGUGCUUGCCGUUGGAAAGAACAAGAAACGUUUUUGGAAGCAACGACUGUAUGGAGAGUUACAACAAUCUGGCUGUGGAUUUCAACAAGAAACUCGAGGCUUUGACGGUGAAACUCAACAAGGACCUUCCCGACAUCGAGUUGGUGUUUUCGAACCCGUAUUACGUUUUGUUGCAAGCGAUCAAAAAGCCCUCUCUUUACGGUUUUGAUGUGACAUCGACGGCAUGCUGUGCAACGGGGAUAUUUGAGAUGGGCUAUGCUUGCAAUCGGAACAACUUAUUCACUUGCACAGAUGCAAACAAGUACAUAUUUUGGGACUCAUUUCAUCCCACUCAAAAAACCAACCAAAUCGUCUCUGGGUAUGUGGUCAAGAACGUACUUUCACAGUUUCUUUAAUUACUCCGUUGAUCAAAUUUAAAAUUUUGGAGGUUUUGAAACUUGUUCACACAAAAGGAUGAAUUUGUUCAAACGGUAGAAAAUUUUCUUUUGAAAAGUCGUAUUUGAUCCAUAAUUUACAUGAUAUAUUAAGCUUCAAUCAAAUACGUCUUUUCAAGAUAUGUUGUCUAUCGUUUAACAAAAUAAUUCUAUUGUUUGAAUAAGUUUUCAAAACAUUUUGUUAUUAUCAUGACCACCCCUCUAGCAUGGUAUGGACUUUCCCUUCUAGCAUAGUUCUUUGAAUCAAAUAGAAUAAGCUUGUACUAUAUGUUAUAUAUUAGUAUAAAGUUAAAUAUACAUAGAAGCUAGUCCAAUAACUUGAAUCC